Molossus molossus (Pallas's mastiff bat) is the source of this 372-nucleotide messenger RNA. Its product is annotated as ATP synthase-coupling factor 6, mitochondrial-like. The coding region runs from base 1 to 372 and encodes 123 amino acids. The record is from RefSeq and is a predicted model, not a curated record. Lineage: Eukaryota; Metazoa; Chordata; Mammalia; Chiroptera; Molossidae. Gene Ontology annotation, molecular function: proton transmembrane transporter activity. Gene Ontology annotation, biological process: proton motive force-driven ATP synthesis. The transcript has 2 exons.
AUGGGAAAAGUGUUUCAGUCUGGGUGGGUGCGAGGAACAGUCACCCCGAUUCCUCAGAGGCUCUCGGGGUUCUGCUCCGUCACUCGGUCCGCAGUCUCAGUCCACUGCAGGAGGAAUAUUGGUGUUACAGCAGUGGCACUCAGUAGGGAACUUGAUCCUGUACAGAAAGUCUUCGUGGACGAGAUUAGAGAAUCCAGAUCUAAGCGACAGGCGUCUGCGGGGCCUGUUGCUACUGGCCCAGAGCACCGGCGAGAGUUGGAGAGGGAGGUUUUCCAGCUUAAGCAAAUGUACGGUAACGCAGACAUGAAUGCGUUCCCUGACUUGAAAUUUGAAGAUACCAAAUUUGAAGUCAGCAAAAAACCUCAGUCCUGA